This is a messenger RNA of Arabis nemorensis, 1359 nucleotides long. Lineage: Eukaryota; Viridiplantae; Streptophyta; Magnoliopsida; Brassicales; Brassicaceae. The record is from the annotation of a GenBank genome assembly.
AUGGCGGGGAAGAGGUUGUUUCAAGAUCUUGAUUCUGAUCAAGAAGAGAAAACCGAGAAACGCAUAAAAUCUCUACCAUCCGUUGCCUCUAUGGUUAGGGCAAUGAUUACAGAGAAUACCAUGACGAACUUUUCUGUUGCCCUAGAGCCCUUUCUUAGAAAAGUUGUCAGCGAAGAAGUGGAACAUGGAAUAAGUAAAAGACUCCGAUCAAUUUCCCGAUCAUCGUCGUUUGGGAUCGAAGCUCCGGAUAAUACUACUCCGAAAUUAAAGCUAAUGUUCGGUAAGGACUUAAUGACACCAAUAUUCACCGGAACUAAAAUCAUUGACGUGCACAACAAUCCACUUGAGAUCAUCCUUGUUGAUGCUUCAAGCAAUGAUCAUUCGAUGGCUCCGGUUAAUCUCGACCGUCCGAUCAAACUAGACAUCGUUGCUCUUCACGGAGAUUUUCCUUCCGGCGAGAAAUGGAGUAGUGAUGAGUUUGAGCGUAAUAUAGUCAAAGAAAGAGAUGGGAAACGGCCCUUACUUGCCGGAGAAAUAACUGUGACGGUGAGAAACGGCGUUGGAACGAUCGGAAAUAUUGAGUUUACUGAUAACUCGAGUUGGAUUCGUAGCCGCAAGUUUAGAAUCGGAGUAAAAGUUGCGAAAGGAAGUAGCGGUCAAGGCGUUGCGGUUUGUGAAGCCAUGACUGAAGCGUUUGUUGUUAAAGAUCAUCGUGGAGAAUUGUACAAGAAACAUCACCCACCAAUGUUAGAAGACGAAGUGUGGCGGCUAAAGAAGAUAGGCAAAGAUGGGGCCUUUCACAAGAAGCUCCAAGAAAAUAAUAUCAACACUGUUCAAGACUUUUUGAAGUUAUCCGUCGUUAACGUCGACCAACUUCGUCAGACUAUGGGUACUGGAAUGUCUGAUAGAAUGUGGGAUGUAACGUUGAAGCAUGCUAGAGAGUGUGUUUUGGGAGAUAAGUUGUACAUUUUUAGAGAACAAAAUGUUUUCAUGAUUUUGAACCCGAUAUGCGAAGUUAUGAAAGCAAUUGUCGAUGGUCAAGAAGUGCUUAAUCAGCAAUAUGUUAAGACCUUAGCUCAACAAGCUUACACAAAGUGGAACUUGUUAGAAGUGGUGGAAAGAACACAGAACGAGGCUGCCCUUUUGACACAAGGUGAUACAUUGGACCAACAAUAUGGUGCCAAUCACUACCACAACAUCGAAAUCAAUAGAUUGUAUCAACAAACCGAAUGUGUUCCAGGGAGAUCUAUGAACAGUUUGGCGUUAGUAAACCACGGAUACAUAACUACUCCCGCGGAGUUCGAUAUUUGUUUUGAUAUUGCCGGAUCUUCGUCCCACAAUCACAGAAACCCUUUCUAA